CAACAAUUCAACUCUCGAUUGAAACACUUCACUGAUGGAUCAACCUCACGUUAUCAUCUUCCCCUUUCCACUACAGGGCCACGUAAACUCCAUGCUCAAGCUCGCUGAGCUUCUCUGCCUUUCUGGCAUCCAUGUCACUUACCUUGUAUCUGCUUCUAUCCAUGGCCGCCUCCUAACUCACACCAAUGUCCAACCCCGGUUCAAUCACUAUCCCGGAUUCAGUUUCCAAACCCUUCCAGACGGCCUUUAUGAAGGAAGUUUACACAACCCUGAUGGGAUAAUACAGAUGUAUGAAUCUCUGAAAGCCAUAGCGAAACCAUUUCUCAUAGACUUGAUAGUUUCAGAUCGUCUGAGUAGCGACGCCCGCCGGCCAGUGACGUGCAUUAUAGCCGAUGGUAUUCUGAGUCUAGCAAUUGAAGUUGGUGAAAAGACUGGUAUUCCGGUUAUAUUUUUCCGUACGGUGAGCGCUUGCUCGUUUUGGGCUUAUUUUUGCAUCCCCGAACUCAUUGACGCCGGCGAGCUUCCUUUCAAUGGAGACAAUAUGGAUGAAGGAAUAGCGAAUGUGAAGGGCAUGGAAGGGUUUCUCCGGCGACGUGAUCUACCGAGCUUUUGCCGCGUCAGCAACUUGGAAUCCGAUGACUUCAAGAUAGUUCUUACUGAAACCAGGCGAACCCCUCGAGCCCAAGCUCUCAUACUCAACACAUUUGAAGACCUUGAAGGAUCAAUUCUCUCUCACAUCCGUUCUGUUUGUCCAAAACUCUACACCAUCGGGCCACUCCAUGGUCAACUGAAGACCAGCCUCGCCAGAAAAACAACUUCCUCCUCGACCUCUUCGAACAGUUUGUGGGAGGAAGAUAGGAGCUGCAUUAGGUGGCUUGACGAGCAGCCCAUGAAAUCUGUGCUCUAUGUGAGCUUCGGAAGCAUAGCGGUGGUGACAAGAGACCAGCUCUUGGAGUUCUGGCACGGUUUGGUGAAUAGUGGGAAGCGAUUCUUGUGGGUCAUGCGGCCGGACUCCGUUGCCGGAAAAGAUGGAGAACAUCAUAUUCCGGCUGAGCUGGAGGAGGGUACGAAGGAAAGGGGGUACAUGGUGGGUUGGGCCCCACAAGAGGAAGUUCUGGCCCACCCAUCCAUUGGUGGUUUCUUGACUCAUACUGGUUGGAACUCUACUUUGGAAAGCAUAUUGGCGGGUGUGCCAAUGAUCUGCUGGCCAUACUUUGCUGACCAGCAGGUGAAUAGUAGGUUUGUGGGGGAGGUUUGGAAUCUUGGGGUGGACAUGAAAGACACUUGUGACAGAGUCAUAGUUGAGACGAUGAUCAAUGAUCUGAUGGAGGUGAGGAGGGAUGAGUUCAAGAAAUCAGCAGAUGAAAUGUCAAAGUUGGCGAAAAGGGCUGUGAGUGAAGGUGGGUCCUCAUCCUGUAACUUGGACCGUCUGAUUGAGGAUAUACGAUUGAUGAAUGGUGGAGGAGCAACUCAUAGCUAA
Molecule: messenger RNA, 1480 nt
Organism: Ilex paraguariensis (yerba mate)
Lineage: Eukaryota; Viridiplantae; Streptophyta; Magnoliopsida; Aquifoliales; Aquifoliaceae
Source: the annotation of a GenBank genome assembly